AUGGUCGAGCAGAACCAGAGUAUGACAUCAGGAAUGGGGGUCAUUACGCUCUCCGCUCAAGGAUAUGCCCCAGUACCCGAACUAUACACAGGAUCAUGGGCAAACGUCAGCCAAGGUCUCCAGGGAAAUUCGCGCGAUAUUCUCACUACAUACUGGCAGCAUACGAUUAACCACCUCGAGUCCGACAACCAUGAUUACAAAAUCCACCAGUUGCCCCUGGCCCGGAUAAAGAAAGUAAUGAAAGCAGACCCGGAAGUGAAGAUGAUCUCAGCCGAAGCCCCGAUCCUAUUCGCCAAGGGAUGCGACAUCUUCAUAACGGAAUUGACCAUGCGUGCCUGGAUACAUGCAGAGGACAACAAACGACGAACCCUCCAGCGAUCAGACAUUGCCGCCGCCCUCUCUAAAUCAGACAUGUUCGAUUUCCUCAUCGACAUCGUUCCGCGCGAGGAGGCUACACCCCACGCCAAACGGUCCGCGCAGACUGCUCCCACAGCACCCACAGUCCCUCCCCCACCCAACGCACCCAGCCAACUCCCUCCACAAUCUCAGCCAGGUGUCCAGCAUCCGCAACACCAUAUGGGCCCGCCUGACUAUGGCUCCCUUGGUCAACAUCCCAUGGGCCAGGAGCAGGAUUAUCGCCAGCAGCAGAUGUAUGGGGGAGCAGUCCAAUCGGACCCAGGAUAUGGCCAGCCGCAACCGCAAAUGUUUGAGAACAUGUAUGCGCCAUAUCCGCAUAUGCCUCCGCAGCAGAGUCCCAUAAAUUUUCCGAUAGUUCCUCUCUUAUUUUCUUCUUUCCUUUUUGAAAUUAUUGAUUAUAAAUACAAAAGGGGUUUGGCGGAAGUAAUUUCACAAAUCCAAUAA
Molecule: messenger RNA, 861 nt
Organism: Histoplasma mississippiense
Lineage: Eukaryota; Fungi; Ascomycota; Eurotiomycetes; Onygenales; Ajellomycetaceae
Product: CCAAT-binding factor complex subunit HapE
Exons: 4
Coding region: 1-861 (286 amino acids)
Biological process (GO): regulation of DNA-templated transcription
Cellular component (GO): nucleus; CCAAT-binding factor complex
Molecular function (GO): DNA binding; DNA-binding transcription activator activity, RNA polymerase II-specific; protein heterodimerization activity
Source: RefSeq, a predicted model, not a curated record